UCACUUCCGGGGUCAACAAAUCUUCUACAGGAAGGUUAUCUAACUAACUUGUACAAUGAAGAAGAUCAUAUAAAACAAAUUCUCAUCACAUUGGUUUCCUCUAUAAAGUUAAGGUGAAGUGACAUCCUAUCGCACCAGAGCGCAAUGAGCGUCCCAUGUAUACUGUCCACCGCUGCUCGAAGCGUCACAUUGCAGGGGGCGUCCGGUGUUCUGCUACGCCGGUUCCGUGUAUUGUGCCCUUGUUCGAUCACAAGGCAUUUUUGUUGUCUUUUCAGGAAAAUGUCAUCCAGAAGACAAAUGGACCAUCUAGAGAGGACAGCCAGCAACUACAGACAAGAUGGUGUAUAUCCGGCACGGGUAUGUGGCAUCAUGGACGAGUCUGAGACAGUGAAACGCCUCCGGCUAGCUGUCCAUCCAGACUUCACUUUCAGAGCUGGCCAGUGGGUGGACUUCUUUAUCCCUGGUAUGGAGAAGGUAGGAGGAUUCUCUGUGUGUUCCAGUCCAGGUCUGCUGCAGAGAGAGGGUGUCAUCGAGCUAGCUGUCAAAUACACACAACAUCCCCCUGCACACUGGAUACACACCAAGUGCACCGUGGACUCCCAUGUAGCGAUGCGUGUGGGCGGAAACUUCUUCUUUGACCCCCUGCCCUCUGACCCCGCUGUCGACCUGUUGUUGGUGGCUGGGGGCGUGGGCAUUAACCCUCUAUACUCCAUCCUGCUCCACGCCACUGACCUGCUACGACAGUACCCCGCUAAUGCAGGGAGGGGCUACCACGUAGGCUCUACCCACCUCUGCUACAGUGCCAAGAACACACAGGAGCUGCUCUUCAAGAAAACCAUCAUAGACGUGUGUAAGGAAUUCCCAGAGAAAUUCUCCUGUGACUUCCACGUCACUGCACAGACCGCAGACAUCGACCAAGAACUCCAACCGUACAUGAACCGUGGAAGGCUAUCAGAGGGGGGGUUGCGUCGUCACGUCGACCCUAACACCACUCUGUGUUACCUAUGUGGCCCUCCACCCAUGAUAGAGAGCAUGGUCCAGACCCUGCUCAGCCUAGGCCUAUCCCGGAACAGGAUACUGUUUGAGAAGUGGUGGUAGUGUGUACUAGAAACAGACCUCUUCAUCAUCACUCACCCCGGCCUAACUAUCCACUGCUGCAUCACUGGCUAGUGGAUAUGGUAUAUCAAUGGUGCUAGGACCCCCACCACAAUAUGAGGACCCACCCUGCUCUCUCCUCCAGUGCCUUGGAGAUCAGACCAAGCACCUGCCAACAUUACCAUGGCAACAUUUCUUGGGCCAUUGGACCAUAUUUGUCCGCAGCUGCACACAUCAUUUUAUUUAUUUUACCUCACCUGAACAUGUCUCUACUAGGGCUGUGGAGGUCAGCCGGUGAUUGUCAAGCAAAUAACUGCCCGUCUCACGAUAAUUUACCGUUAAUUAACAUAAACAUAUUUAGC
Molecule: messenger RNA, 1457 nt
Organism: Coregonus clupeaformis (lake whitefish)
Lineage: Eukaryota; Metazoa; Chordata; Actinopteri; Salmoniformes; Salmonidae
Product: oxidoreductase NAD-binding domain-containing protein 1-like
Exons: 8
Coding region: 145-1098 (317 amino acids)
Cellular component (GO): mitochondrion
Molecular function (GO): oxidoreductase activity
Source: RefSeq, a predicted model, not a curated record